This is a messenger RNA of Cylindrotheca closterium, 981 nucleotides long. The record is from the annotation of a GenBank genome assembly. Lineage: Eukaryota; Bacillariophyta; Bacillariophyceae; Bacillariales; Bacillariaceae.
AUGUCAGAUAAUGAUAGUGACGACUCUUCCAUAAGUGGAGUCAAAUUAAACAGGCUCCAAACCCAUGACACGGGUGGGGAAUCUGUGUUCAUUCCGUCCGACUUGCCCAUUUCGAAUGGCAUGAUCAAUUAUCGACCCGAAUUACAGAGCACGGUCAGUGAAAUCAGCAUGGGAAUGGAUGCCGCCACCAUGAGUGAUCCAGAUUCGGACGGUGAAGAAGAAUUGGCGCCAAAAAAGGGCAUGCACCAACGCGGGGGACUGCUGAACAUGUUGCCAUUGGAAGAAGAGCUCGAUCUUUCGGAUGACGAUGGCGACGAGGAUUCUGAUGACGAUUCGGACAAUGAUAAGGACCCCAACAUACCACAAGAUCCAUAUCAAUCGUUUCAAGGGAAACCAGUCAUGUUGGUGACAGAUCAAAUUGUCAAUGAUCAUUAUGGUGACUCUGGACUGUAUAGCGGCACGGUGACAGCAGAUGCACUAGUACCACACGGCAAGGGUUUACUGUUAUAUCAGAAUUCGAGAAUUUACGAUGGUGAAUGGGAAGAUGGUAAAUGGCACGGCAAAGGAUGCUGGCAGAAUAUAAACGGUGAUGUCUACAAUGGCUCCUUUCGAAAUGAGAAGAGGCAUGGAUAUGGAGUCUACAAAUGGGAAAAUGGCAAUGAAUACGCUGGUGAAUUCAAAGAUGAUCAGCGGCAUGGCAAGGGCGUAUUCAAAUUUGGAAAUGGUACCGUCUACGACGGCGAGUUUGUGGAAGGGGUCUUUGAAGGAACGGGAACCUAUAGCUUCGGAACGGGCAUGUACGAAGGCGAAUGGUUGGCGGGUAAGUAUCACGGCAAGGGAUUCCUGUUGAAUGCGAAUGGAUCCUCGUAUACUGGUAAUUUUGAGGCGGGACACCAACAUGGAGAAGGAGUGGAAUUUCAAGCGGAUGGCACUCAAAUGUCCGGACGAUGGAACCGAGGGAGACCUCCCAUAAGAUGGUAG